GAGCCUUGACAUAAACAACACAAAGAGACAGAGAGAGACAGACAGACAGGCGGUGGAAGCCAGGUGAAAAAGCUAGCUGAAGCAUCACCGUUUACUCGAACAAACAGUCUCAUCACAGGCGCAUCACCAGACCUUUAGAGUGAUCCACAAGAACCAUUGGAGGUGAUAAAUCUGAGACAGCUCUUCACACAGCAGCGAUGAUGCCAGUCUGUACCGUUCUGGAGAAGCAUAACGGCAUGGUGGUGGGAGCUGAGCUGACCUGCAGCGUGCGGGAGGACAACAGGGCUCAGAGGGAGAGCUACUGUGCUGACUGGCAUAGCCUCAGUCUCAAGACUCAACCUCAGGACAGGCAGACAAUGAACAUGAAUGACAACUCUCGAAGGGAGACUCUGUCCCGGCAGUGGCAGGCCCGUUCGCUGAUGCAGACCUGCCCCUCUGGGGUCUUCAGAGUGGGCACUGUGGAAAGAGGUGUGAGGGAGCACCAGCUGCUGCCAAAAAGAAAAACGCUCCCCUUGCCCAUCUUUACCCCUGCAGAGCUGGGUGUCAGGCUUGGACGUGGAGCCCCACACACAGAGGAAGACUUGCAGCCCUUCCCCACCCCAGACGGAGUCUGUCCCAGCAAGAGGACCGUGGACGAAAUCACAAGAGACCUCCCCCCAGUCAAGCCAACCCUCAUGGAGUUCGCCAAAGAUCCCAAAGCCCUGGGUCGCUCCAUGUCCCAAGAAGCCCAGAGAGGGUAGAAAACAAAAAGAGAAAGAGGAGAUAUUAGGGAGAGGCGAGAAGGGUGACAGCUGGGAAAGGAUAGUCAUUGAGCAGAGUGAUUCAGGAAAGAGCAUGACAAGGUGUUUAUAGAUUUAUCUCUAGUGACAUUCAUCAAAAAUCCUAAAUACUGUAGAUCUUUAGCUCUAUCUGUGUUUCUUGGCAAACACAGCACCAGGUAAAUGUCACGCUUUGUCAUUGUUGGCAUUUGGUUGUGAGUGGUAUUAGAAAUGGUUAUGUGAAAGCCUUCGCAUUGUGAUGGAGAGGCACUGUGUGUGUUCUCAGCUGUGCCACAGGCUGAUCUCUGUCUGUGCUGGCCAGCUGCCCUCACCAUAUCUGCUGAUCUCUCUGUGGAAUUACUGCCACACAACAAUUGCAUGCACUGGUGCACAUUAACCACACUGCAGGCAAUUUCUUUUGCCUUUUUUUGUAUUGAGAAGUACAAAUAUUCUUGUAAGGUAAAUGUAAGUGUUAUGAGGUUUGUCAGAUUCAUGGAUUAUAUUUGUAUUUGGUGGUAAAGGCUUGCAA
Micropterus salmoides (largemouth bass) is the source of this 1287-nucleotide messenger RNA. RefSeq names its product titin-cap (telethonin). The transcript is spliced from 2 exons. Gene Ontology annotation, molecular function: protein-macromolecule adaptor activity; titin binding; structural constituent of muscle. Gene Ontology annotation, cellular component: Z disc. Lineage: Eukaryota; Metazoa; Chordata; Actinopteri; Centrarchiformes; Centrarchidae. Gene Ontology annotation, biological process: skeletal muscle contraction; detection of muscle stretch; skeletal muscle thin filament assembly. The record is from RefSeq and is a predicted model, not a curated record. The coding region runs from base 198 to 740 and encodes 180 amino acids.